AUGGACGCCACCCUCACCCCCAAGCAAAAGAAGCGACUCCACGAAGUCGCCGACCUCAUGCUCCAGAUCUUUCAGACGCUGGCCCGUAUGCGCUACCUCGAGCCAGAAUGGAUCGAGCCCGGCCCGCACGACAUCAGCGCGCUCAUGCCGCUCUACAAAUCCCUCAACAUCGACCCGGCCAUCAUCUACCUCUACAGCAUCCUCCCGUACCUCAAUGAGGCUGCCUACAGGCACGGCGUCGACUUUUACGGCGGCGGCGAGUUUGUCGACUUUCGCGACAGGGCAGACGUCGAGCAGGGCCGCAACCCGAUGCACGACCGCGAACCCGAGUGGAUGAUGCGCCCGUGGAUGACGCCGCUGUCGGCCAUCGGAAACCACUGCAUCGCGCUGCUGUAUGACGCGAAGCUGCAUGUCAUCGGCAUCUAUGCCCAGCUAGAUGUGGGUAGCUCGGAUCCAAAUUUGCACGAGGGGGCUAUUUUCUCCACUGAGAAUGAGGCGGGAGAACGGAUAUAUUUUAGGAAACGGGACGGGAUCGAGCAGCCCUGCGACGUGUCUGAGUGGGAGAAGCAAGCGAACGGGAGCGGUAAUGACAGUGAGGAUGAGGAGGAGGACAACGACGGCGAUGAUGAUGACGGGAACGAUGAUGAGGACGAGGAAGAAGAAGGAGGCGAGCAAGAUGAAGAGCAAGAGGAGGAUAUAAAUCACUGGGAUGAGAUGGACGCUAGGCCGGCUGGCAAGGUUCUGCGAGAUAUCAUCCGCUGGUACCACGAGCUGUUUGAGAUUCCGGGGGAUGGCGAGAGGACUGGGGACGACUGGGAUAGAGACCUCGUGGAGCCGAUAUAUCGCAAACACGGCUGGCCUAGGGAGGACUUUGACGGGGAUGCCUUCCUUGUGGAUAAAAUGCGUGCCGAGGCUAUUAAGUCGGCCAAAGAAGACGCAGAGGAACUCUUACAACAACAAGAAUCGCUUGAGGCCCAGCUAGAGUGGAACAAAAAGGGUGAGGAGUCGGCUAAGCUACAGAGACUCGAAAAGCUUGCCGCUACAACGACCGUCGACGAGGAGUGGGUUGUACGGUGGGAAAUCUGGCAGGCAGAACGGACGACCCGAAACCUGCAAACCAGACUGAAAGAAGUGGAAAGAUCAAUAAGUGCGGGUGGAGGCCGUUUGGUGGUCGAGGAUCUCCCAUUGCUGGAGCUCAAGCACGUGGAAAUGAAGUUGCUCCAGACAAAACAUGACUUGGAACAACAAAAGAAAGACGCGGUUGAUCCUCAGACGCGGGACGAAAUCCGCUCCCUCGAAAAACAGUUGGCGAUCUACGAGAAGGCAUAUACCGCCAGUUUGGCUGAUGCAGAACGUCUGUGUCCCGGAAAGGCCCCGUUGGAGCUAGAUCCUGGUGAAAAAACAGGCGGGUUGAAUUACAGAACGUGGUCCGAGGAAUUGGGGAGGAGAAUCGCGGAGGGGGAGCGGGCUAUGGCUGAGGUCCGACUUUGGAUAGCUCAGCUCCCAGAUGGCGCCGUCAAAGCGAGAACGCUUGCUGAGGACGCCGCUGAGGCGUUCAAGAAGUCCAUCGAGUCGUGCUCAAAAACGCGCCAGAACACUCUCGAUGAACUAGAGAAGCACUUGAGAGAAAGCUCGGGUCGACAUUCUUACUUUGACCAGACCAUGUCCCCGUCAACGAUUCUGGUCUCGGCACUCGCCCUCCAGGCCCUCACUGGCGCCUAUGCUGCGCCAGGUACGAAGCUAAAUGCCAAGGCAGUUCGUCCUGACGAACCUCCAGUGUUCGAUGCGAAGCCCUUCCCAACCAAUGGCACGGAGGAGCCCUAUAUCCCUCCUCACGUAGACUCGCCACACUUCCGCCUUUUUCUCGGCCCGGCGAGCGAGACGGGUGCUGCGGAAGGUCUCCAGCCCCUCGAGGCAGCCUACGACUGCUUCGUGGGCGUGCUUGGCUGGAACUCAACUGGCCUAUCAAUACGGGACCCCAGCGAGCCGUACUGGAAAACCGAAUUUUUCAUGCAGGCAGAGAUGGCCGGUGGCUUCAGCGGCCUCGCCCACUACGGCGUAGACACGGGGAGGGCCUGGGUGCAGCUACUUGACGGCGUGCUCACGGCUCCGAGCUUGACAGUGCACGAGCUGGGCCACGUGCUGCACUUCCACCAAGACAACAGUUUCUGGGGCGGCAUGGUCAACGCGCAGGCCUGGGCCGAAGCCGUCGCCAACUGGGUCGCCGACACGUACCUAACCUCGGACCUCUGCGCCGCAUCCCGGGCCAAGCACAACCAACCCAUCGGCCAAACCGUCUUCCACAUCUACCGCACCAUCGGCGACUCGCACCUGACCAUCGUCGACGCCACCAACACCCAGAUCGGCAACCACUACGACGCCUGGCCCUUCUUCCACUACCUCGUCCUCAACCCGGACAACUGGCACGGGCUCGGCCGCGACGCGGUGCUCACCCUCAUCCGCAGCACGCCCGCCGGCGCGCCCGACGAGACGCCCCUGCACGCGCUGGAGCGCGUCCUGGACGGCACGGCCACGGUGCGCGAGGUGGUGGCCCGCUACUGGGCGCGCAUGGCGUACGUCGACGUGGCGCACCCGCAGGCGCUGCGCGCGUUUGAGGAGAACAAGGCCUUCCUGCACAGGUCGAAUUUUGAUAAGGUCGCCGAGGGCCGGUAUAGGGUCAGGCCGGGGCGGGCGCCGCGGUAUAUGGGCGCGAGCAUGGCAGUGUUGGUGCCGGUGUCAGAUGACGGCGCGGGCACGGUGGCGGUUCAUGUCACGGCGGCGGAGGCGGGUGCGUCGUUGGUUGCUACGGUGGCUGUUCGUGAUACGGCGUCGGGCAGCGUUAGGUAUGUUGGGCUUGACGGCGGCGUGGGGUUGGUUGAUAUUCUGGCCGGGGAGGAGGCCACCUUGGUCGUGGUCAACGCGCCCGAGGUGCUGCUCAAGUACGAUGGAAACAAUCUGGCGGGUAGUGAGGCGAACAAGGGGCUCGACUACUCCUUUACUGUCAUUGGUGCUACAGUUUCCAUGUAUUAA
This is a messenger RNA of Chaetomium globosum CBS 148.51, 3030 nucleotides long. RefSeq lists its product as uncharacterized. The record is from RefSeq and is a predicted model, not a curated record. The coding region runs from base 1 to 3030 and encodes 1009 amino acids. The transcript is spliced from 2 exons. Lineage: Eukaryota; Fungi; Ascomycota; Sordariomycetes; Sordariales; Chaetomiaceae.